AAAUAUAGUGACAGAAAUCAAUAUAUUUCUAUUUAUAUACACUCAAUAUGUUGCGUAGGACUACCAGUAUUUUUAAUAUAAUAUCACCGAGAGGCUGUGGUAUUUUAAUUUUUAAAAGCCAUGCUCAUACUACUAGCACUGAAGCUAGUAGUCAAGCCGAAGAACCCAAGACAGAAUCUAAACGGUUGUCUGAAUUUAGGAAAAAAUUGAGAGAAACUACUCCAAUAAAUGAUCUUGGUGAGCAACCCGAAUUUGCUGCUAAUGAAAAAGAAGAUCCACUUCCAGCUUGGCCAGACAAUACCAAUCCACAUACAGGGGAGGUUGGAGGACCGAGGGGCCCAGAACCAACCAGAUAUGGAGACUGGGAAAGGAAAGGACGGGUAACAGAUUUUUAAACAAUGUGAUAUAGAUUAUAAUUUAUUGGCUAUUAGCAGAUUUUCCAACAGUUUUAGGCAUUUUUUUGUUAGUAGAAUCUUCUAAUUCUUUUGAUUUGUAAUAGUGGGGUGCAACCUCCAAUAACCACUUGCUUUCUAUUUCUGUAACUUGCCUCAUGAACUCUUUAGAUGUGAACACAAGCUCAUGAUAGAUGACCCAGCGGGGAAGCUCUUCAAAUAAUGCACUGUUCGGAUGAAUCAUAACUGUCUGAAAAAAUAGAAAGCAUAAUAUUUUAGUGUUCAU
Messenger RNA from Cydia amplana, 678 nucleotides. RefSeq names its product succinate dehydrogenase assembly factor 4, mitochondrial-like. The record is from RefSeq and is a predicted model, not a curated record. Lineage: Eukaryota; Metazoa; Arthropoda; Insecta; Lepidoptera; Tortricidae. Gene Ontology annotation, biological process: mitochondrial respiratory chain complex II assembly. The transcript is spliced from 2 exons. The coding region runs from base 48 to 395 and encodes 115 amino acids. Gene Ontology annotation, cellular component: mitochondrion.